GUGCCUCGUCGGUGUGAAAUUUCGUGUCUGGGCUGCGUCUGGGUCCUUACGUUGUUGUUGAAGAAGCGAUUAUUUCACAGCUUAUUUUGACUUCUUGUCGUGACCAGACCUGCAGUAUUUCACCGGAGUCAGGAUGAGCAGUGACUCGCUCUCCGCGAGGAAGAGCAUUCCGUGCCAGCCGUAUGACGGCAACUGCACCACCGUCGUGGAGAACCUGUCCGCGUGGAACAGCUCCGGAGCAAGCGCGUACCGGCUAGUGGAACUGAAUCCCGUGGCGACUUCUGUUGCCGUGGUGGAGCAGGAGCAUGCUGUGGCGAGGGCGUUCCCGACGGUAGACGUGCCAGACCACGCCCACUACACCAUCGGGGCCGUCAUCUUCCUCGUGGGCAUCACAGGCCUGGUGGGCAACUUCCUAGUCAUCUACGCCUUCAGCAGGAGCAGGACUCUGCGUACACCGGCCAACAUGUUCAUCAUAAACUUGGCCAUCACCGACUUCCUAAUGUGCCUGACCCAGACCCCCAUCUUCUUCACCACCUCCAUGCACAAGAGGUGGAUAUUCGGGGAGAAAGGUUGUGAGCUGUACGCUUUCUGCGGCGCCCUAUUUGGCAUCUGCUCCAUGAUCACGCUGAUGGUGAUUGCGGUGGACCGCUACUUUGUGAUCACGCGUCCGCUGGCCUCCAUCGGAGUGGUGUCCUGCAAGAGGGCCUUCUACAUCCUCCUGGCCGCCUGGCUCUACUCCCUCGCCUGGAGCCUGCCCCCCUUCUUCGGAUGGAGUGCGUAUGUUCCCGAAGGCCUGUUGACGUCGUGUACGUGGGACUACAUGACGUUCACCCCGUCUGUGCGGGCCUACACCAUGCUGCUCUUCUGCUUCGUCUUCUUCAUCCCCCUCAUCGUCAUCAUCUACUGCUACAUCUUCAUCUUCAGGGCCAUCCGCAACACCAACAACGCUGUGAGCAAGAUCCCCGGCAGCAACCGGCGGGACUCCAUUAAGCGUUUCCACCGGCUGAAGAACGAGUGGCGGAUGGCCAAGAUCGCCCUGAUCGCCAUCCUGCUCUACGUCAUCUCCUGGUCGCCCUACUCCUCCGUCGCCCUCACCGCCUUUGCCGGGUAUGCUGAUAUGCUGACUCCCUAUAUGAACUCGGUGCCUGCUGUGAUUGCCAAGGCCUCUGCCAUCCACAACCCCAUCAUCUACGCUAUCACACACCCCAAGUACAGGUCUGCCAUAGCCAAGUACAUCCCGUGUCUUGGUACCCUGCUGUGCGUGCCGCCACGUGAGCUCCGCUCCACCCAGAGCAGCUUCACCUCCACCCGUCGAUCAACCGUCACCAGCCAAUCAUCCGACAUCGUCAGCUCCCAAUUCAGACGCACCAGCUCCACCAAGCCCCGCCUCUCUUCCGCCUCCGACAGCGAAUCGGGCUGGACGGACACGGAGGCGGACCUCUCCAGCUCGGGAUCGCGACCUGUGAGCCGCCAGGUGUCAUGUGACAUCGGGAAGGACACGGCCGAGCUGCCCGACUUCAGACCUCACAGCUCCUCCAGCUUCAAAGCCAAGCUCCGCAACCACGACUCUGGCAUCUUCGAGAAGACUUCCUCCGACAUGGAUGACAUCUCUGUGGCUGGUGUUGGUCACCCUGACCGAUCAAUGCCCCCGGCGAGUGGAGAAACAAUAGAACGGGUGCUGUCCAGAGGCGUGAUUGGCCGAAUCCCCAGCAUUGUCAUCACCUCGGAGACGAGCCCCUUCCUGUCCAGCCUGAGGUUCCAUUGCCGUGGCAACAGCUCCCGGUUGACCAAUGGCAAUGUGGGAAAGGGGACCGUCACCGUUGACACACCAGGAAAUGGCCCAAAGAGCUCUGCCCUCCCCUUAGGCAGUGACUCCGCCCCUUCCUGUUAAUUCACUCACUUGUCCGUCGGAUCAUGUUGUUAUAUAAUCAUUAUUUAUGACUAAUGUAGUCUCUCUCACUUCGAAGCUCUCUGAAGAUGUGCAGGGCUCUAAAUGAACACCCGCAAACCGGCCAAAUGCUGGUAAAAAUACGUUUGGCUGGAAGAAAAGAAGACUUGCUAGCCACUUUGACUGAUAGGGAGUGCAUGCGUGGCUGGUAAAAUUCAAGAUCUACUAGCCAAAUAAAAGUUAAUGUAUAGCCCUGGUGACGUGUAAAGAUGGGUAUCGAAGGUGGUGCACUAUCCUCCCCUACCCUCUGAUAAUGACCUCUA
Engraulis encrasicolus (European anchovy) is the source of this 2211-nucleotide messenger RNA. It is a transcript of the gene opn4a, whose product is annotated as opsin 4a (melanopsin). Bases 134 to 1891 code for a protein of 585 amino acids. NCBI's taxonomy places the organism in Eukaryota, Metazoa, Chordata, Actinopteri, Clupeiformes, Engraulidae. Gene Ontology annotation, molecular function: G protein-coupled photoreceptor activity. Gene Ontology annotation, cellular component: plasma membrane. Gene Ontology annotation, biological process: cellular response to light stimulus; phototransduction; G protein-coupled receptor signaling pathway. The transcript is spliced from 11 exons. The record is from RefSeq and is a predicted model, not a curated record.